AUGAAAUUCUGUUCCAUUAUUGCGGUUGUGACUUUAUUGGCUUCUGCUGUAGUUGCAGAACCAUACUACGAAAAGCGUGACGCCGCACCAUACUAUGAGAAGCGAUAUUACGAACGUGACGCCGAACCUUACUACGAAAAGAGAGGAAACGAGAAGAGAUACUACGAGCGAGACGCCGAACCAUACUAUGAGCGAUACUACGAAAAGAGAGGAAACGAGAAGAGAUACUACGAGCGUGACGCCGAACCAUACUACGAGCGUGACGCCGAACCAUACUACGAGCGAGACGCCGAACCAGGAUAUGAGCGAGACGCUGAACCAGGAUAUGAGCGAGACGCCGAACCAGGAUAUGAGCGAGACGCCGAGCCAGGAUACGAGCGAGGAUACGAACGAGGAUACGAGCGCGACGCUAUGCCAGGAUACGAACGAGGAUACGAGCGCGACGCUAUGCCAGGAUACGAACGAGGAUACGAGCGCGACGCCAUGCCAGGAUACGAACGAGGAUACGAGCGCGACGCCAUGCCAGGAUACGAACGAGGAUACGAACGAGACGCCAUGCCAGGAUACGAACGAGGAUACGAACGAGGAUACGAGCGUGACGCCUUAGUAUACAAACGAGGAUACGAACGAGGAUACGAGCGUGACGCCAUGCCAGGAUAUGAGCGAGGAUACGAGCGUGACGCCAUGCCAGGAUACGAACGAGGAUACGAGCGCGACGCCAUGCCAGGAUACGAGCGAGGAUACGAGCGCGACGCCAUGCCAGGAUAUGAGCGAGGAUACGAGCGUGACGCCAUGCCAGGAUACGAAAAACGGGGAUACGAGAAGCGAUACUACGAGCGUGACGCUCAACGAUAUUAA
Molecule: messenger RNA, 858 nt
Organism: Cetraspora pellucida
Lineage: Eukaryota; Fungi; Glomeromycota; Glomeromycetes; Diversisporales; Gigasporaceae
Source: the annotation of a GenBank genome assembly